This is a messenger RNA of Oryza brachyantha (malo sina), 886 nucleotides long. RefSeq lists its product as uncharacterized. The coding region runs from base 127 to 699 and encodes 190 amino acids. NCBI's taxonomy places the organism in Eukaryota, Viridiplantae, Streptophyta, Magnoliopsida, Poales, Poaceae. The transcript has 3 exons. The record is from RefSeq and is a predicted model, not a curated record.
AACCAGUGCUCUCUUUCCCCAUUCGCAGCCGCCGUACUCCCGUCUCCCGUGCAGCCGUGCUCACUCACCAGUGAAGUGAAGAGCAGGCAAAUCCACUGAGCAAGUUCCUCGAGGACGAAGGGAGAGAUGGGCGACACGGAGAGGAGCUCUAUACUGGUGCACAUUUUAGUGGUCGCCCUCUGCCUCACCGCAUUUGGCUUUGCCAUCGCCGCCGAGCACCGCCGCAGCACGGGUUCAAUUGUUACGGACAGCUUCAAUUCCACAUUUUGUGUUUAUGACUCUGACAUUGCUACUGGCUACGGUGUUGGUGCAUUCCUGUUUCUCCUUUCUGGUCAGUCACUGCUUGUGGUAGUUACAAAGUGCAUGUGUUUCGGCAAACCACUUGCACCUGGUGGAAGUAGAGCCUGGUCAAUUAUAUACUUUGCUUCAUCAUGGGUCUCAUUCAUAAUUGCCGAGUCAUGUCUGAUUGCUGGAGCAACAAAGAAUGCGUACCAUACCAAGUAUAGACAUAUGGUAUACGCAGGGAGUUGGACUUGCGAGUCUCUGCGCAAAGGAGUUUUUAUUGCAGGAGCAGUCUUCGUGGUAUUCACUAUGACAUUGAACGUAUACUUCUACAUUUACUACACAAAAUCGACAAGCCAAGCUGCCAAAAAAAUCAACAAGACUACACCCAAUGUUGUUAUGACUGGCCACCCAUGAGAAUUGACAGCACGAGGGAUCCGAUAGAACUUCAGAUUUCAACACUUGGUGGUACUUGCUGUAAGUUUUCAGCGUUGGAUUUCGGUGUAUCAUGUGACAAAACAUAGUAUUUGGAAAACUUAUUUGGGGCUACGUUGUCGUGACACUAUCAGAUGUUUCGCAGCUGUAUUAUUAUAUUUUCCUACAA